Messenger RNA from Symbiodinium pilosum, 825 nucleotides. NCBI's taxonomy places the organism in Eukaryota, Dinophyceae, Suessiales, Symbiodiniaceae. The record is from the annotation of a GenBank genome assembly.
AUGCAGUCCGCUCUACUUCUAUUGCGUCUACAGAGAGUCCCGCAGUCCACCAUCCACCUCUUGCUGGGGACCAACCACAAAGCCGUUGAGAACAUGGAGACAAAGAUAUGCCGACUGCGCCAAGCUUAUGUGGAGAAGGAAGAAAAGAAAAUCGUCUUCGGGAAUGCUAAAACAUGGGUGGAUGUAGAAGCGGACGAAGCCACCUUUGACAAGCGUGACAUCUCUGAAGUACCCCAUCUACGCCAUCUCAUCGUCAAGCCCAAGGACACGAUCAUGUGGGAGCAGUGGGCUGGUAUCAUACAACGGGGAAAGCCGCACACAUUGGUCCUUGGCAAGUUAAGCCCAAAGUUGACACGAACAAGAGCACCUGGCCCCGGUGCUAUUCGAAAAACCGAAUGGAAGACCAUCGCCAACCAGAUCCUCGUGAACCGCAAGGUUGUUCUCCAUACGGAUUCGGCUAAAAGCUAUAAGCUGAAAAUGCCAGGGGUGAUCCACGACCGUGUCGUUCACUGCAAGAAACGCAUCAAAGUCAAUGGCGUGUACCGCUGGACAAGCCCUAAGUACGUCAACUUGGUUACCCACAACAUCCCAGGAACCAAGAAGAAAUUGCGCGUGAUAUCAGGAACCCAGAUCGUGGACAGGGCAUGGAGGUUCUUGAAAGAUCGCCUCAAAAUCAACCAAAACACAAAGGCAGGUACACGUGCCUUGAAGGCAAAACUACGCUCGGCACAGUACGAUUACUGGAUGAAGAACUCCGACCUCUGGCUUGCCACCGGUGAUCUCUGCAGUGAAGCCCUCAAGAAGUGUUACCCUGAGGCAUGCUGA